This is a messenger RNA of Choloepus didactylus (southern two-toed sloth), 2234 nucleotides long. It is a transcript of the gene CPVL, whose product is annotated as carboxypeptidase vitellogenic like. Gene Ontology annotation, biological process: proteolysis. NCBI's taxonomy places the organism in Eukaryota, Metazoa, Chordata, Mammalia, Pilosa, Megalonychidae. The record is from RefSeq and is a predicted model, not a curated record. Gene Ontology annotation, molecular function: serine-type carboxypeptidase activity.
UCCCUGACUUGGGAAUCGCUGCGAGGACCAAACGACUGGCGUAGGUGCGCAACGGAAGGCACACAGGAGCGCCGGCCACUCGCCCCGGACAAACUGCCCGCCCCGCGAGGCUCCUGCGGGUGAAGCGGAGCUGUCGUCUCCUCGGUACCCGGGACGCAGGGAGCGCAGAGCGGGUGUUGUCCAGGAGCCCUCAGCACCAAGAGGGGAGACAGUUGGGACGGGUGGUCUUGACCCGCUAGGACUUGGCCGUUUGGUGUCUGGGGAUGCUCAGCACUCUGCUCUAGGUGUCAGAGCCCGGGGAACACUCUCCAAGGCUCCAGACCUACAAGGAAUGCUUGGCACCGCGUGGAAGCUGAUUGGUUUGCUGGUCCUGGGGACUCCCAGCCCUGGCCAUGGGUUAUUCCGCUCCAUAUACAGGAGUGUCCAAGUUUCCACCCCACAGCAGGGAGAUCUGGGACAACCGCUGUUUCUUACCCCUUAUAUUGAAAGUGGGAGAAUUCUGGAAGGGCAAGAAUUGAGUUUUGUCAGUCCAUUCCCAGGAACGACUGUAAAGAGUUACGCCGGCUACCUCACCGUGAAUAAGACUUACAACAGCAACUUAUUCUUCUGGUUCUUUCCAGCUCAGGCACAACCAAUGAGUGCCCCCAUAGUUCUCUGGCUACAGGGAGGGCCAGGAGGUUCAUCGAUGUUUGGACUCUUUGUCGAAAAUGGGCCUUAUUUUGUCACAAGAAACAUGACCUUGCGCAUGAGAGACUUUUCUUGGACUGCUACAUUUUCUAUGCUUUACAUCGAUAAUCCAGUUGGCACAGGCUUCAGUUUUACUGAUAAUAUCAAGGGAUAUGCAGUCAAUGAAGAUGAUGUGGCAGAAAAUUUAUACAGUGCACUAAUUCAGUUUUUCCAGUUGUUUCCUGAAUUUAGAGAGAAUGACUUUUAUGCCACUGGGGAGUCCUACGCAGGGAAAUACGUACCAGCCAUUGCUCACUACAUCCAUUCCACCAACCCCCUGAUGGAUCUGAAGAUCAACUUGAGAGGAAUUGCCAUUGGAGAUGCCUAUUCAGACCCCGAAUCUAUUAUAGGGGGCUAUGCGGCAUUUCUGUACCAAAUUGGCUUGUUGGAUGAGAGGCAGAGAAAGUACUUCCAGAAAAAGUGUGAUGAGUGCAUAAAGCACAUCCAACAGGAGGACUGGUUGGUGGCCUUUGAAAUAUUGGAUAAACUACUAGAUGGUGACUUAACGAGUGAACCUCCUUACUUCCAGAAUGCUACAGGAUGUAGUAAUUAUUAUAACUUCUUACAAUGCAUGGAACCUGAGAACCAAAGUUACUAGGAAAUUUUGUCACUCCCGGAAGUGAGACAAGCACUCCACGUGGGAAACCAGACUUUUAGUGACGGAUCUGAAGUUGAAAAGUACUUGCAAGAAGAUACAGUCAAGUCGGUUAAGCCAUGGUUAGCUGAAAUCAUGGAUAACUAUAAGGUCUUGGUCUACAAUGGUCAACUGGACAUCAUUGUGGCAGCUUCCCUGACAGAGCGCUCCCUGCUAGCCAUGGAGUGGAAAGGAUCCCAAGACUACAGGAAUGUGGAAAGAAAAGUGUGGAAGAUCUUUAGCAAUGAUGAAGAAGUGGCUGGUUAUGUACGGCAGGUUGGUGACUUCCAUCAGGUAAUUGUUCGAGGUGGAGGACACAUUUUACCUUUUGAUCAGCCUCUGAGAUCUUUUGACAUGAUGCAUCGUUUCAUUUUUGAUAGAGGAUGGGAUCCCUAUAAUGGAUAAACUACUUUCCUAAAAGAGAACUUUUCAUCUUUGAAGAGAAAGUUUGAAAAGUUUAAAAUUCAUAUAAGAAAAUUAUCUCUUCUUGUAUCUUAAGAGUGUUUCUCAUCAAUAAAAAUUACCCUUGAAACAAAUGUGCUUUUAUUUUUGGAGGGAGAUUGUUAUGAAAUUAACUUGUGAGAUGCUGUGCAACAGCAAGAACUGCAUGCUUUAACUAAGGGAUAGAAAGAGUGGAUUCUGUGGCACUGGUUCAGAUUGAAAUAGAUAAAUGAGAUGUUGGAUCUUGAAUAGGAAUUUUUAAUUCCUCCUAAGUAUAACUGAAAAGUACAAAUAAUGAACAAAAUUGUAACAAGUUGUUUAACUGUAGAGUUCGUCAUGCUACGCAUAUGAAGGUGUUUGAUAAAUAUUAUUGGAUAGUAACAGCUGAAUUAUCACCUCAAAAGGAAUGCAUGAAUUUGAAAUCAUGGUGGGG